CAAUGACGGAAUGAAAAACCAACUUUUUUUGUUUUUUAACGAUCCUGGUAUGCAUAGGAGUUCAGGAAUAAUGGGUGGGGAGGUAUACAUCUUAGCAUUUUGCACAAAUGGGGGCUAUUGAAGCCAAAGUUUACAAAGGAAAUACCGCAUUAGCCGCGAAAAGGGGCGUUUUUGUUUACUCUACUUUUUACUUUACUACAUUUACUCUUUUUCUUCAUUUACUUGUCCAUCAUACUUUCAUUUGGAAUAUCCCACCCUUUUUUAUAUCUUUCUUUCUGCACACUAUAUCACUUGGGUUUCAUUUUAGGGCAAAAUAUCUGGACCAGAUUAUGCUGGGAUUCCUUAUUGACGGAGUUGCAUCUUUGCCGAUAUUUUCGAGGCUGAGGAAGGCGACGCAGAGAGAGAGAGAGAGAGAGAGAGAGAGGCAGAGAGCAACAUGGGCUUUCUUUCCUAAGUUUUUUCUUUUUCCUCGUGUAUAUGAGUCUCUGGAUAUGGAUAUCGGGGCAUGGUCAACGUUUGGUACCAUCUAUAACUACUUUAUUAUACUUUUACCAACUUUACACAAAUACGAUAUGGGCUCUUUUUCUGGGUACAUGACAUUAAUUCCCAUUGUGGUCAAUCGAAAUACAUAGUAUAUUUAAUGGAAAAUUGUGAAACCAAAGAAA
Trichoderma asperellum CBS 433.97 is the source of this 665-nucleotide messenger RNA. RefSeq lists its product as uncharacterized. The record is from RefSeq and is a predicted model, not a curated record. Lineage: Eukaryota; Fungi; Ascomycota; Sordariomycetes; Hypocreales; Hypocreaceae.